Messenger RNA from Hydra vulgaris (swiftwater hydra), 2452 nucleotides. Its product is annotated as MICOS complex subunit MIC60. The record is from RefSeq and is a predicted model, not a curated record. Gene Ontology annotation, cellular component: MICOS complex. Gene Ontology annotation, biological process: cristae formation. Lineage: Eukaryota; Metazoa; Cnidaria; Hydrozoa; Anthoathecata; Hydridae.
CAUUGAUAUUUAUGUUUGCAUUGAUUUUAUAAUUAUAUUUUAGUACUAAAAUAAAGCAAUGAACCUUUAAUCACUUAUAUCAUGUACCGAAGUAGUUGUCAACCUAAAAAUCAAAUAAUAGUUCUCAGGAAAUUUACAAAACCUGGUAUAAAACAGCAAGUGCCAAAUGUACCAAACACACAAGUUUGUUUUAACAGUAUUUCUUCAAGUAGUAGAAAAUCUUCAACUGUUUCUGUUAUUGGAACUUCCUUACUGUCGUUAGGCGUUCUGGGGUUUGGCGGUUCAGCACUUUAUGCUAAAUAUAAUGAUGAAUUUCGUAAAAAUGUAGAAGCAAAACUGCCUUAUUCAAAAACUCUUUUUGAUUCUCUCUAUGGAUCUUCACCUGCUGAUGUUCUUUCUAAAUCUUUACCAGAAGAUACAGUUUUAAAAUUGAAUGAUUCAAGUUUCAGUCACAAACAAGAAAAAUAUCAAAAUGAAGAAGUUGUUCACAUUUCAGAUGAUAACCCAGUUAACACUGCUGAUACACCUGCUACAUCUACUGAUACAAAUGUUAGUGAUGUCAGGAAAGAAGAUUUAUCUACAAGUGCAUCAGAAAAGGAAAUUUUGCCUGAAGUUAAUUUACAAGGUAAUGUAAAAGAUACAGUUAAUCAAGCAGAAGAGAAGAAAGUAAGUUCAGAAUCAGUCUUGUUAAAAGAUGAUCUUGAUAAUUUAACCAAUUUAGCUAGUCAGGCUGCUGUUGAAGUUGUGUUGGAAACAUAUUCUCAGAGUCUUAAAGAUGGCCUUUUAAAAUAUAACGAAACAGAAUUUGAAGCAUUGUCUAACCUGAAAGAAUAUGCUCAUAAACUAGCUGAAGCUAUGUUUGUUUCACGUGAAAAUGAAGCAUAUGACUCUCUUUGGCAGAGUAUUUCUCAACUCGAAACAUCAGCUGUCAAUUUUGUUAAUUUGCUUAAAGAAAAAAGUGAGCAACUUCAAGCUGAAAUAAUAAAAACAAUGAAAUUUGUAGAAACUAUAAAUAAGGAAGAUGUAACAUCAGAUUUUAAAAAUGAUAUUUUACAAAUUAAUAAAGCCAUUGCUACUUCUGAAGCUAAAAUUCAGGCAGCAAAUAAAGAAAUUCAGUUUUUUCAUGAAUAUAAUCAAGUAGUGCUAGGUGCAUCCGAAACAUUGAAAGAUCAACUAAAACAGUUUACUCCACAUCUGUUAAAACUGAUUGAGGAAAAUAAGGACAUUGAUAUUCUUAAUUCCCAGUUUCAAGAUGCUUUGCUUUUUUAUGCUCUUAAAAGAGCAGAGUUAGAGCGAAUUCAAGCUAUUGAGUCUAAUAUUUUGGCAUCAGAGAAGUUCAUUGAGAUGGUUUCCAUUGAAAGAGAUGCAAUUAUUAAAAAGUAUGAAGAAAAACUGAUUUCUGAACUACAUGUAAUUGAAGAAGAAUUAAAAAACAAUCAUCAAAAAAAGAUGGAAGAAGUAAAGCAAGAGUAUGAAAGAGAAAUGCACAUUCAGUUAAAACGACAAGCUAGUGCUCACAGUGAGCAUUUACUUGAUCAAUUAAGUGCUUUAGAAAAUAAUCUUAAUACCAAGCACCUUGAAGAACUUGAAAAAAAAUUAACUGAACAGCAAAAUAUCUUUCAAAUGCAUCUUGAAAAAAAUUUGAUGUAUCUAAAUGGAAUACACUCAAAGAUAAAUGAUGUUGUUAACAUUGAAGAAAGACAGCGUCAGGCUCAAAAGUUGUGGAUAGCUUCACAAGCAUUAGAUGCAACUCUGAAGGAAGAACUUGUUCAUGGUCGUACAAGAAAUCUUAUGCCAGAACUUGCAUCUUUAAUGGAAAUUGGAGGAAAUAAUCAGGUUUUACGAGAGAUAAUUGCUACAUUUCCUGAAGAUGCUGUUACGUUAGGAGUUAUUCCAGAAAAGUUAUUGCUAGAACGGUUUAAACGAGUCAAGUCAGCAUGUAAAAAAGUCGGAAUGGUUAAUGAAGGAGGUUCACUUAUAAAGUAUGCUCUUUCUUAUUUUAAAUCUUUUUUUGUCAUCUCCCAGUGGUAUCAAAUGAAUGUGGAAGAGCCGAUUAAUGUUGAGAAAUUAGACACUUAUGAAAUCUUAGCAAAAGCUGAAUACUUUGCCAGUCAAGGCGAUUUACUUCAAACAGCUAAAUUCAUAAGCCAAUUGAAUGGGGUCUCUCGUAAACUGAGUCAUGAUUGGUUAAAGGAAACCAUUUUACUACUAGAAACAAGACAAACUGUUAGUUUGUUAAGUGCUUAUGUUGCAUCAUUGUGUGCAGAAAUGGAAUAGAAAUAUUUUGAAUUAUACGCAGAUACGUUUAAUCUUACAUCAGUCUAAUAUUACCUAGAAUUAUUAGUGACAUUAUAUGGAUAUGUGUUAACCUAUAUACAUAACUAUAUAUAUAACAUUUUAUCUCUGUCAUUUGUAUUAGUAUUGUUGUUUUAGUAAUGCUUUUUAAUAUUUA